GCUCCUGCUGGGUUAUUCAACCUGCUGGUAAAAUUAUAAUAACCAUACAUGAAAAGAAAUUUGUGAAUGCCAAAGUGUGCUGUGACUGCUGUCUGAGCACAAGAGCGUCCUGACUGCCCCUGUGUCUGCUGUCCAACCUGCGUGUGAAUGCAGUUCACUUAGACUGCAAGUCCAUUGGAAGUAGUUCGGGAGGCACCAAUGAUAGCUGAUUUCAAAACGAGGUGGCCGGCUCUCUUCCAUGUGCAUGAGGUGUGUGUGGAAUUCCAGAGAAUCACAACUAUCCAUUUAGAGUCAAAGUUCUUCUCUGAGCUGGAUGCUCACUCUGCAGACCUAAUCAAGGUGUUUGCCAAGAAAGGCGGAGUUCAGGGGAGACAGAUCAGAAGCGUCAUGACUGAGACUGACAGCAUUGAUGUCAAAAGAGAAUGCCUACUGAAAAGUCUUUGCGUCUACUUGAAUGAAGAUCCAGAGAUGCUGGUGAAAGAGUACCUGAGCAAUGAUGACAACAGUCUGGCGGCUAUGGCAGAGACGGUCUUUGGAGUCUUUGUCAUUCGACUCCACGGUGCAGGGCCCAGUGAGAACCCAGAGGAUGUCGUAAUUCUUCUGGAGGGUGUAAAGGUGUUGCAUGAGUUAAGGUAUGUGCCUUUUGCAGUGGCAAUGUUGCUUGCGCUUGUGUAUGCUCUAAACCUGAGCUACCCCAGAGAGCUAAAAUACACCUUUGAAGCUCUGCAGAAGGUCAUUAUGAAUCUAGAUGGAAAUAAACUUUCCGCAAAAGUGCAAGCGCUCAAAACAAUGCUUUCCCGUUAAUAAUGACACAAGAUACAUGACAGAACAUUUUUUUCUUUGACAAUGUUUAAGGUUGCCCACUGUUGGCUUUUAUGUCAAACUGUGAAAUGUUUCGUUAUUUCACGAAGGUAAAGUUGUAAUUUUACCUGUAACUGUUCACUGUUAACAUUCCAAAUGUGUGUGUAAAUAUGUUGUUCUGAUGUUGAAGUGGAAUGUGAAAUGUUUCAAGGAAAAUGUGAGUCUAAUGCUGGCCUCACACUGCAAGGUUCACGUCAAAUUUAUGCCCUGGCCCCUCCCAAUAAUCGACAUAAAAAUCUGGUAUGAAUAACUAAAUAACUCUACUUUUAUGUUUUUUUCAAGCACCUGAAAG
Molecule: messenger RNA, 1153 nt
Organism: Limanda limanda (common dab)
Lineage: Eukaryota; Metazoa; Chordata; Actinopteri; Pleuronectiformes; Pleuronectidae
Exons: 6
Coding region: 199-804 (201 amino acids)
Source: RefSeq, a predicted model, not a curated record